This is a messenger RNA of Mucor velutinosus, 4449 nucleotides long. Its product is annotated as 60S ribosomal protein L34B. Gene Ontology annotation, cellular component: membrane. The transcript is spliced from 5 exons. Gene Ontology annotation, biological process: transmembrane transport. The record is from RefSeq and is a predicted model, not a curated record. Lineage: Eukaryota; Fungi; Mucoromycota; Mucoromycetes; Mucorales; Mucoraceae. The coding region runs from base 1 to 4449 and encodes 1482 amino acids. Gene Ontology annotation, molecular function: ATP binding; ATP hydrolysis activity; ABC-type transporter activity.
AUGGAUAUGCCAUCAGCGGAUGAAGGUAUAAGGGCUGAUUACCCUAACCGAGACGAUAGAUAUGAUCAACGACAGCAAAUUCGAAAUGAGAAUAAUCCAGUAUCCAAUGCAAACAUGAACGAAUCUGCCCCUUCUUUUGAUGCUGAUAGUGCCAGCUUCUCGAAUAUGGAAAGAACAGACACUCGCAGAACGGAAGGUGGUUAUGGUGAAACGGAAGGUAACGCUGUCGACAUUGAUGGUGCUAUUGAGCGAUAUCAAUCUAUCCGCCGUGAGUUUACUGCUCAAUCUCGCAGAAAAUCCUCAAUUGCUGCUACUUCUGGUGCUGCCGCUGCUGCUGCCAGUGCCGAUGUCGAGAAGGGAGAACAACAAGACUUUGAUUUGACUGAAUAUCUCACUGAGCAACACUCUCAAAUCAUGGCUGCUGGCUUGAAGCCCAAAAAUAUGGGCGUCAUUUGGAAGAAUCUCACUGUGCAAGGUUUAGGUGCUGAUGCCAAAGUGAUCUCUACCAAUUGGACUUGGAUCACAUCCUUUGUACAAUUCUGGAAAUGGGGAAAGCAUCAAGGCACUGAUUUCACCAUUCUAAAAAACAACAAUGGUUUCUGUAAGGCAGGUGAAAUGCUUCUCGUACUUGGUCGUCCUGGUGCUGGUUGUACUUCUUUACUGCGAGUGCUCGCUAACAUGCGUGCUUCUUACACGAGCAUUGAGGGUGAAGUGACUUAUGGUGGCAUUGAUGCUGAGGAGUUUGGUAAGCACUUCAGAGGAGAAGUCUGUUACAAUGAGGAAGAAGAUUUGCACUAUCCUACUUUGACUACGCAACAAACACUUCGUUUUGCUCUCAAAAACAAGACUCCUGGAAAGCGUCUUCCCGGUGAAUCCAAGGCAGAGUUUAUUGAUAAGCUUCUUUACAUGCUGGGAAACAUGCUUGGUUUGACAAAGCAAAUGAACACCAUGGUCGGUAAUGCCUUUGUGCGUGGUCUCUCUGGUGGCGAACGUAAGCGUCUCUCUAUUGCUGAACAAAUGACCACUCGUAGCUCCAUCAACUGCUGGGAUUGCGCCACUCGUGGUUUGGAUGCCUCUUCUGCUCUGGAUUAUGUCCGCUCUCUCCGUAUCAUGACUGACAUCCUCAACAAGACGACCAUCUCUACUCUUUAUCAAGCCUCAGACAGUAUCUUUCAUCUCUUUGACAAGGUCAUGGUGCUGGAUGAAGGUCGCUGCAUCUACUUUGGUCCUACUAGCACUGCAAAGGAGUUUUUUGUCGACAUGGGGUUCUAUUGUCCUGACCGUAAGUCAACGCCUGAUUUCUUGACUGGUCUCUGUAACAUGAAUGAACGUGAAUACCGUGAAGGUUUCGAAGGAAAUGUGCCUGUCAAUGCUGUUCAAUUUGAAAAAGUAUACGAGGAGUCUGCUCUGUUUGCCAAGAUGAUGCAAGAACGUGAUGAAUAUGAACAAAAGAUCAAUCAAGAUCGUCCUGCCGAGACUUUUAGAGAAGCAUUCAAUGAUGCUCAUCAAAAGCAUGCUCCCAAACAUUCUCCCUUUGUCGCAACGUAUCUGGAGCAAGUCAAGGCUCUUACUGUUCGUCAAUUCCAAUUGAUUCUUGGUGAUAAGGGUGCACUUGUCUCUCGUUAUGGUGGUGUUGUUGUCAAGGGUCUAAUCAUGGCUUCUGUCUUUUUCAUGAUGCCUCAAGAUGCCAGUGGUGCUUUCUCUCGUGGAGGUGCCUUCCUGUUUUCUCUCUUGUUCAAUGCCCUGAUUGCUCAGUCAGAGCUCAGUGCGUUCAUGCAAGGAAGACGGGUACUAGAAAAACACAAACAUUUCGCUUUAUAUCAUCCCUCUGCCUUUUACAUUGCUACUGUUAUUUCUGAUGUCCCUCUGGCGUUGAUUCAAGUCAUUAUCUUUGAGAUUUGUGUGUACUUUAUGAUGGGUCUUCAAUUGGAAGCUGGCAGAUUCUUCACAUUCUUUAUUGUGCUCGUCAUGACCAAUCUUUGUAUGAACGGCUUCUUCCGUUUCUGGGGUGCUGUUUCUCCCAAUUUCUUCACUGCCUCUCAACUGUCCAGUAUUCUUUUGAUUGCUGCUUUGAUUUACUGUGGUUAUCAGAUCCCCUACACGCAAAUGCACCCUUGGCUCUUUUGGAUCUACUGGAUCAAUCCGCUAGCGUACGGCUACAAGGCUUUGAUUUCUGAUGAAAUGAGAAACUUACAGUUUUCUUGCAAAGGUGCCAACUCGGUUCCUUACGGUCCUACAUACACAGAUCAAGAAUACAAGACUUGUAUUCUCCCUGGUGCUGCACCUGGUGCCUCAUACAUCUUGGGUGAUGAUUAUCUGGCUGUCAACUAUGGCUACUAUGUCUGGCAACGUUGGAUCAACUUUGUAGCUGUUGUGCUCUUCUUCUUUUUCUUUACCAUUCUCACUGCCCUGGCUAUGGAGUAUGUGGAUUUGCAAAAGGAGGGUUCCAUCACCAAGGUCUACAAGAAGGGUUGUGCUCCUGAAACUGAUUCGGACGAGAAACUGAUGCAACAAGUAACCACCGUCAAUGAUCAAGAGAUGGAAGCUGUUACUGAUGGUACUACAUUCUCAUGGCACCACAUUGACUACACUGUACCUGUCAAGGGAGGCACUCGGCAACUGUUAAACGGCGUUGGUGGUAUAGUCAAGCCGGGGCAUCUCUGCGCCUUGAUGGGUUCCUCUGGUGCUGGUAAAACUACUCUGCUUGAUGUGCUGGCCAAGCGUAAGACCAUUGGUAAGAUUGAAGGUCGCAUCUACCUGAACGGUGAACCCCUCGGUCCUGACUUUGAACGUACUACUGGUUACUGUGAACAAAUGGAUGUCCACAAUCCCAAUGCCACUGUACGUGAAGCCCUUCGAUUCUCUGCUUAUCUGCGACAACCUCAAAAAGUACCCAAGGAAGAAAAGGAUGACUAUGUAGAGCAAAUCAUUGUGCUCAUGGAAAUGCAAAAGAUUGCCGAUGCCUUGAUUGGUGAUCUCGAAGCUGGUAUCGGUAUCUCUGUAGAAGAGCGUAAACGUCUGACGAUUGCCACUGAAUUGGUCGGUAAGCCCAAACUGCUCUUCUUGGAUGAACCCACUUCCGGUUUGGAUGCCCAAUCCUCUUACAACAUUGUUCGUUUCAUUCGUAAGCUUGCUGAUGCUGGUUGGCCCGUGCUUUGUACUAUUCAUCAACCUUCUGCUACUCUGUUUGAACAUUUUGACCACUUGCUGUUGUUGAUGAGAGGUGGCCGUACUGCUUACUUUGGUGAGAUUGGUAAAGAUUCUCGCACCAUGAUCGACUAUUUUGAGUCGAAUGGUGGUCCCAAGUGUUCUCCUCAAGCUAAUCCUGCCGAGUACAUUCUGGAAUGUGUGGGUGCUGGUACAGCUGGCAAGUCUACCCAGGACUGGGCUGAUGUCUGGGCUGGGUCUCCUGAGGCCGAGGCUCUUGAACAAGAGCUAGAGGAUAUCCACUCUACUGUAGAUCAUACUGCCUCUCGCAAGGUGACCACCUACGCGCUUCCCUUCUGGGAGCAGCUAAAGCUUGUCUACCUGCGUAUGAAUGUCUCUUGGUGGCGCUGUCCUACUUACAACAUGGGUAGAUUGUUUAAUGUGUGUUUCAUUGGUCUUAUCUCUGGUUUCUCGUUCUGGAAGCUGGGCUCAACGCCUGCUGACAUGCAGAACCGUAUGUUCUCUGUGUUUACUACCUUGUUAAUGUCCAACGCCUUGAUUAUCUUGGCACAACCUCGCUUCAUGCAAGAAAGAAUGUGGUUUAGACGUGAGUAUGCCUCUAAAUACUACGGCUGGGCACCAUUUGCUUUGUCUUGUGUGCUAGUAGAGAUUCCAUACCUGAUUGUGCUUGGUACCAUCUUCUUGUUUUGCUUCUACUGGACUGCCGGCUUACAAAACGAAUCUGAUCGUAUUGGCUUUUUUUACAUUCAUUUCAUCAUGUUCCUGUUCUAUUCAGUCUCUCUUGGCUUCACAAUUGCUUCCUUCUCGGCGACACCUCCGAUGGCAGCUGUCAUUAAUCCAUUCUUUACGUCUAUUCUGAUUCUGUUUGCUGGUAUCAUGCAGCCACCAAGUGCAAUGCCUCGUUUCUGGAGCGCGUGGAUGUACUGGCUCGAUCCGUAUCACUAUCUAAUUGAGGGUCUGGUAGUCAACGUCAUGGAAGGUGUAGAAGUUGUAUGCGGAGAAGGUGAUUACCUCAUUGUGAACGCACCACCUGGCCAAACGUGUGGCGAGUACAUGCAAGAGUUCUUCAAUAACGGUGGACCUGGCUAUUUGGGCAAUCCUGGUGCUACUGGUUCUUGUAAUUAUUGUCAAUACAAGACAGGUAAUGACUUUUACGAAGAGAGAAUUGGCUGGAAUUUCAGCAACAGGUGGCGUAACUUUGGUAUUCUCUGUGCUUACACUAUCUUUAAUGUCAUGCUCUUUAUGUUCUUUGUCUUUUUGUUCAGAAAGCAAAAGCGUUGA